Molecule: messenger RNA, 11605 nt
Organism: Acinonyx jubatus (cheetah)
Lineage: Eukaryota; Metazoa; Chordata; Mammalia; Carnivora; Felidae
Gene: ARHGAP42
Product: Rho GTPase activating protein 42
Exons: 24
Coding region: 8180-10642 (820 amino acids)
Biological process (GO): signal transduction
Cellular component (GO): cytoplasm
Molecular function (GO): protein binding; GTPase activator activity
Source: RefSeq, a predicted model, not a curated record
ACACAGAAUCCGAAGCAGGCUCCAGGCUCUGAGCAAACGGUCAGCACAGAGCCUGACAUGGGGCUCGAACCCAUGAACUGUGAGAUCAUGACCUGAGCUGAAGUUGGACGCUCAAGCAACUGAGCCACCCAGGCUCCCACAAAGCCAAAAUUUCUUUUAAGUGUUCUUUAAUUACUUUAUCCAUAAUAUUCCAUAACAUAUUUGUUUUCAUAUAAAAAUAAUAAUACAAAGUGCAGUGCUUAUCUUAUGUUACUCCACUACAGGAUAUACAUAUCCUGUUUUAAGAAGGCUGCUAUUAAGGAUCUUACUAUAUCCUUUUAGUUUCAUUCGUUUAUGCAAAACUAAGUGCCUUUUAUGUAUCAAGCCUAGAUCUGUUUGUUAAACGGUGAACAAAAUAGGCAAAAAUGUGUACUUUCAUGGAAAUUAUAUUGUUAUUGGAGGAAACAAAUUAAUGACUGCAUUGUAUUAUAGGUCAGUGAUAAAUGCUCCUAAGGAAAAUAAAUACGGGGAGGUUAUAUAGAAGAGUGUGUGGGCAUAUGCCUGUUCUUUAGGGGCGACUCUGCUUUUGAAUAGUUGUCAGGAAAGCCCUUACUGGGAAAGUAACAUUUAAGACCUGAAAGGAGUAAGGGAGUGAGACUAUGUUUAGAUAAUUAAUGUACCAAUUCCUUCUUGAAAAAGCAUUUCAUUUUGAGUAAUGUCUCACUUUAGUGCUUUUAGCUAGUUAGUAUACUAUUAUAACUCAUCUUGCACUACUUUGAAUAAUUUGUAGGUGAUUCUAAAUUUAGUGUUUGAUAAGUUCACAAACAUUUCUAUCUAUUUGACUGUGGUUAGGGAAAGUUGCAUUUUCAGUGUCUUUAAUUCUGCCAAGUAGUCUGACAUUCCAAAUUCACUCUGGUUCUUACUUACCAAACUGUCUGGAUGAUAAGAAGUAGGAUCUUUAUAGACUGAGAGAAGUAGAAAUUGCAUAGAUAAGGAAGUUAAUACCUACCUUUUUAUUGAUUAAAUGAGCGUUGUGUGGUAAAGUUUUGAUGAAGGGAACUACUUUGUUAAGUCUUUUGUUUCUUGAAUCAUAACAUUAUCAAUAAAAAGCUCUUUAAUGUGGAUUUAAUUAUUUUAGGAUUUAUUGCCUUUGCAGUUGAUACAGGGUUAAAAUUUACUCUUGCUUACACUAAGGAUUUUUUCCAUAGGUAAUACAAAUCCAUAGCACAGAUUUGUUUGCAGGAUAAUAGUCAAGAUAUUUAGGAAAAAUAUCUUUUAAGUCCUUGAGAAUCCCAUUUAUAUGUAAGUGAUAUGCUGAUUAUAUAUCAGGUUUACUACUCAAUAAAGCUAAAAUCCCAAAGACUUCUACUUAUUCAAUACUUCUUCAUUAUCUUGGUUUGAGAGGAUGUGACUAAAGAAAUAUAAAAUUUAAUUUCAUUGAAAUCUAAUAGUUUUCAUGGUAAGUUAGUCUGAUACUCACUGUAAUUCUUUGUCAUGUUGCUAUUAUAGCAGAUAUUAAUCAUUCACAGGCAUGAUUUCUAGGGAUUCUCAGGGUUGUUUACACAAACCCUUCACUAUUCUGAUGUAAUUUUAAGUUAUUAAAUUAAUUAGCUGGAACAGUGGUUAGCCUGCCCCACCCCUACCACAGACCUGUGAUAACUAGUGCACAAACUUCAUUUAUCCUAAAAAUUGCUGACUUGAAUCACAAUGAUCUGGCUCCCUACACUGCACAGCAUUGGAACUGAAUGUGAAUCUUAGAUUAUAGAGAAUUUUCUAUACUUCAAAAAUUGUGGUCAGGGAGCCUGUGGAGCAAAUAGGAACAGUAUGCACAACUUUGUUUUUUGGUUGUAUAACUCUUUAAGAAUUUCCAGCCUGAAAAUAGAAACUCUAGUGCCUAAUUAUCUAGUUUGUUAUCUGGAGAGCCCUUGUUAAAAUAUUGCCCACAGUCCCACUAUUUCAGUAUUUCUAGGGAUGAGUGGGGGUUUGCACACAGCUGCUGGUAGCCCCUUCAGCUUGGAUCCUCUGCCAGAAAUAAGCCCAAGGGACUAGGUGGCCUGAAUAAAGGCUUCGGGUCCUUUAAAUGGCCAAGGAAUAAGAAGUUAAGCUAGAGAGAAUGGAUUUAUUUCCCCCUGUCAUAAUGGUUAGUGACAACACAGACAAUAUUUCUAGAACAGGCUCUUCAUGGUUUUAGGUUUCUUUGGUAUUUAGAGAUAGGAGAAGGCAAUUGAAGUAGUGCCUUGUGUGCUAUUUAUUUUGUUAGGCUAUUAGCUUCUUGAGGUUAGGGAUAAUGCUUUCCUUUACCUGACAGUUCAAAUGCUCUGAAUGAUGCCAUUGUUCAAUAUGACCAAGCAAAGUAUAAAAUAUAAAGAUACAUAGUAAUUCAUGGAAUCAAAGUUGUACGGUUUCUGUAUUUUAAGAUCUUGAAAAUUGGAUGGUGAGCUUUUUUAAAAUAAUUUUUAAUAAUUUAACAUCUUUUUAAAAAUAAUUUAGCAUCUUAGAACAUAUGAACAGUGAUAUAUAAAAAUCAUCUUAAAUUUUUAUCAAUUGAAGAACUGACAUUAGUAAGUUUUGAAGAAGACAAAAAUAUCAGGUCAGAGGACCUGAAAACCACAUAUAUGUUUAAGUUUCUGAAUUGAAUGGUGAACUAAUCAUGGACUGUCUAUGUGCUAAUAAAAACCUGGCAUAAAUCAUGUGUGUCAUUUGUAUGAGAAGUCCCUUUUAUUUGCAGCAAUAAAAUAAUUACAGACAAUGUGCCUUCCAGAAUGUGGGAAGCUGCAAAGCCAGAAGUAGUUGCACAAGUUGACACAGUUGGAAUUCCUCCGCUCUGGUGGCUAAAUAUGUCUUAGCUGUUUAGAAUCACAGCAGGCAGUUGCUGACUGUACAGAUCAUUGAUGUGUAUGCAUGCUGGUAACUCAAACAGCAUGGCAGUUAUGUGAAUGAGUUUUCUUUUGAAAUAAAAGAUUUGAGAUUCAUCUUUAUGCUUUCUGAUGAACAUAAUCACAUAAAAUAAAACAAUAUUUUAAACAUGAUGUGUAUGUUCCUCAAACCACUUAGGCAUUUUUAUAAUGACCAUUCCAUGUAAAUAACAUGUACACCAGCAGUUAAAAUAGUUACCUAAUGGAGAUAUGGUAGAAGGAUGAGGGAUUUUUUUAAGUGAGAAAAUAAGGAAAAUUGUAAAUGAUCCUGUUUUAAAACAAUUGUUUACUAUUGAGUUAUGCCUUGUAUGGUAGAAUUAUAGGUGUAAGAGGAAUGUUUAUUUAAGCAGUAUAGAAAGAAGUUUGGCCUGUACAAAUUCCAGCCCUCAUUCUAUUGCUUGGGUAAGUCACUUAACUUUGGGCCUUAGUUUCCUCAUCUGCUAAAUAGAGAUAAUUACUCAGUCUGUUUCCACAGUAGGGUUCUAGUGAGAUAAGGGGGUAUACAUAUGAUUUGAAAAAUCUCAUCAUGUGUAUCGAAGGUGGUAAAUGACUGUAGUAAAUCAGUUUAUUAAAAACAGAAUACUUGGAAUUUAGAAUAAAACAGUAAAAUAGUGUAUCCUAUAAAAAUGGUCUCUUGUAAUACCUUAAAGAUGGGGUAAGUGGGGGAUUGGCUUUAAAGGUGCACAAUGGAGUCUAAUAUGUUAAAAUGUAGUUUUCUUGAAAUAGUCUGAAAAAAUAGCUUUAGAGUUUCAAAAUGGGUUAAGAUAGCAGAAAAGUGGUCUGUAAAUAUGUAGGAUAACAAGUCUAUUGAAAGCAACUUACAAAAACAUUGUGGACAUGGAAAAUAAUGAUCUUUGUGCCUUUAAUUUCUUGGCAGCCCAAGUUCCACCCUGUUUUACAGAGUCGUUCUUUUCUAUUUCUUUUUGGAAGAACCAGCCAUGAUGCCAGCAUACUUACACAUCUCGUCUAAGACAGAGGCUUAUGUAUUUGCCUUUCAAUUACUAUUCAUAAUAAAAUAUUUCUAGUCUUUAAGAGGAUGUUAGUCAUAUAACUAUAGGAAAAAUUUCUUUUGCCAUAACUGUAUUGUUCAUUUAUAGCCAUGAUACUACAUAUUAUACACUUUUGUUUAACCAAAGAAAAUCAAUAAAAAUACAGUAGUGAAAAACCCAAAUACGCUGUCACAAACAUAGCUAGCCAUUUAUGCUAUGCACACAUUUUAAACUUGUUACUCAAUUUCAGUUGUGAAAAGUUGUCAAAAUUUUUAGAGGUUCAUGUACAUUAGCUUGUUUCUUCACUUGGUCAAACACAGUUCAUUAUUCAGUCCAGGAAUGCUUUUCUUAAGGAAUGCUGGAAUGUGCAGAAGUUUAUUAACCACUGAGACAAUAAUUUGAAGUUUUAAUAAUCUGUCGUUGGAGUCAAUAUAAGUGUUCUUAUAACUUUCAUUAAUGUGUAUGGUGCUAAACAGCUGAUGGGAAAAUGCACUUAAGUAAAUUGUAAAUUCACCUUUUGGAACAGAGACAAUUUGACUAAUGAUGUUUGUUGUCACUUUAGUAUUUUCUUGGUCAGCAGGUACUUGGGCUACAUUAAAUUUGCUGCUAUCGGGUAAUAGUGCAUUAUCUUAAAUCCUGAGAGGUGAGCUUAAUGUAGGUUUAGUACCCAAGACCCAACUAUAGCAUGUCAUUGGUUUCCUCCUGAAAAAUUAGCUUUCAUAAUUGUAACUACUAUUAUCAAGCUCUUACUGUGUGCUAUGCUGAGCCCUUUGCAUGUAUGUCAUUAUGAAGUAGGGUAUAUUAUUAUCUUCAUUUUGCAGGUAGGUAAAUUGAAACUUGAAGAGCUUAAGUACCCUCUCAACAAAACAAAACUGAGAGUUCAGCUAGUAGGCUGCCUGACAUCAAAAUCUUGCUCUUGAUAUUUUAAUAGGACUUCUUUGUAUUAGAAAAUGAUAUAAGGAAAUAAGAAUCUGUGCUAGCUUUCUCUAAUGAUUUAAGUUUAUGGAACUUUUAAUUUUUUUUAACUGAAUAUUCUCCUCAUCAAGCUUGAUUAGACCACCAGAAUCAUUUUUAGAGUUGGAUUUCUAAGACAAGGGUGAGAUUUUAGUUAGUACCUAAAAUAUCUGGACUGGUUUUAUCAGUUUCCACUGCUUUGCUUUUUGCCCAGCUUGCCAAAAGAUCUUAAAUGAAAGAAUCUUGUAUCUGUUCUCUGUGGCUUCUCAGAUUUCUUGUACUUGAUUUGAUGUUCAGAUCAUUAGGUAUGUUGUUUUGCUGGGGCUCUGGUUUUUCUUUGUUCCUCCUAGCACCUUUUAUAGCUAGAGGCAAGUCUGUGACUAAAUCAUUUCUUAUCUGGAAUUGAUUUUUGCCAGUCCUGGAAAAGCCUUAGUUUACCUUUCCUAAAUCCUUUGAAUUCAUGCAUUGUAAUGUGUUUAUUGUUAACUUCCUAUUUUCAAGACUCUGUGCUGGUUGCAGUAAAAACUAGAGAGAUUCUCUGCCCUCCACAGGCUUGCUGUUUGGUGAAGGUUAUGGGACUUGAACACAAAUAUGUAAUAAUAAUAGAAUGUAAACUUGUACAGUAUAUCAGUAGACAUCAAAAAGGCAGUAUAUGACAGUAAUGUAAUACUUCUCAAAAUUUUCUACUAGAGGAGGGGAAAAUAUACCCUCAGUCUGAGGACAUGGCCUGAACUGGCUGCCUUGAUGGAACUAACAAAAUAUAAGUUAAUUCACAUGACUCUUGGUUUACUCACAAUAUGUACUUUCAAAAAUAUGUGAAAGAGGAUAAAACUAAUGAGGUUCUAUCUCCCCAGUUUUCUAGUAAAAGUUACAACACCAAGAACAUAACACUAAAAUUAUCCAUGGCUUUGUGAACUCUUGACAUACUAUUGUGUAUGAUAAGGCAUGUCAGUAUUUGAUAUCUGUAAACCAGCAGAUGUGUUGCUAUGACUGGAUUAUUUAGAGUGGCUUUUAGAUUAAUCUGGAGAGGUGGGUCUUAAAGUUGCUUCAAAAAGACUGAAGGGAGCUACAUGCUUCAUCUUCAAGUAUAGCCAGAUGUUCUUUGAGGUAUGAUGAAGCUUCACAGCAGAGCUGUGAGUACCUCUGUAUUUGAAGACAUUUGAAGGUCAUUAACAGAAAGCAAAGGAAUAUUUCCAACAUGGGGAAUGACUUCAUAGAUGUUGAGAGAACUAAAGUUUAGAGUGGUUUGUUUGGCCAAGGCAUAUUUGAGGAUGUAAAGAAGUUUGAGAAAAAAGAUGUCCUGAAAAACCUAAUAGAAAGAUGAUAUGCUUGAAUUUCAUAGUAGGUAACAACUCAUGUGGUGCUUUAAGAAGGUAAUUUAACUAGUCCAAUUUUAUCACAAAUAUGUUUGGUAUAUAAUAUCAAGAAGGUGCUGAUUGAAAGAGUAGGCUUUAAGAAUUAGCAAUAGGCUGCUGUGUGACAUGAAAGGUAAGGUAACACUAAAUACUCUUCCUGAGUCAUUAUCUUUGAUAGAUAGGAUACUUCAGGUAGUCAAAAGAAAAGUGGGCUGGAGGUGAGGGUAGAACACUAAAACACUUCACUGUUACUGUAUCUGUAAGAGUGUAAGUUGUAGGUGCUUGGCAAGUAGUAGGAAAUGAGUGAUUGGACUAGGGAGAGGUAUGGGUGGGAUAGUAGACCAGGAAAAUGUGCCAGGACAUCCUGUGUUGCUGGGAAGCUUAGGAAACCUGCAAAGUUCUCCAGGUCAGUGUUUUUUACCUAAAUCAAAAAAAGGCGGGGGAUAUUUUAUUCAAUUUUGCUUGGAAGUGCAGCAUUCAGAGUUAAACCCCCACUUUGGAGUUUCCUGCAUAUAAAUAUACAGUAGUUAAAAAAAAUUUUUUUUAACAUAUUCAUUUUUGAGACAGAGACUGAGCAUGAGUGGGGGAGGGGCAGAGAGAGAGGGAGAUACAGAAUCUGAAGCAGGCUCCAGGCUCUGAGCUGUUCAGAGGCUUGAACCCACAAACCAUGCCAUCAUGAACUGAGCCGAAGUCGGCUGCUUAAAGCAACUGAGCCACCCAGGUGCCCCAAUGUACAGUACUUUUUGAAAGAAAACAAGUUUUGGGGUAAAACAAGGUGACUGAGGACUAAUCAUACUAAAGGAAAGUGUGAGUGUGAGGAAGAGAAAAGUCAAAGGCAGCAAAGGAAUGCUUAUUGAGGAACGGAGAGAAUCCUGAGAAACUACAGUGUGCCAUUGUUUCCUUACCCUUCCUUUUUCAAGUUUUUCCCCCAGGGUAGAAAGAUGGGUGGUUUACUUCAUACUUUGAACUUUCUAUUUUUAACUUUACUUAUAGUAGCAGUGAAGCCUUUGUGGGUUUUCAUUUUUAAUUUUCAUGGAAUUUGUAGCUUUAUUGAAACUGUGGAUAAAAUCUGCCCAACUGUUGGUUCCUGUUUGUUUUUAGGUUGGAAUCUUAUGGAGCUACUUGCCAGACACAUAUCACUUAUGGGAUUACAAACUGGUCUUAGAGGUCAGCACCACUAUUUUUUUUCACUGAAGCUGUCCUGAAGAUAGUAAUUUAAUUCACAGACUAAAUGUGUUAUGCUUACAAUGAAAAUAUUUCAUAUUCUGCAUUUGCCGUCUUAGUAAAUAGUGGUUUAAUAGUUAACAUUUGUUGAGAACCAGUAUUUCAAGUUUGUUCUGUUCUGUACCAGACACUGUGCUAAGCUAGUUUUGUGUAAUAUUCAUGACAGUCUCGCAAGGGUUUACUAUCUUUUUUUUUGUACAUGUAGAACCUGAGAUUCAGGGAAGCUAAGUGCUUGCUCUAAGACACAUUGCAUGCAGUACGUGGAGGUCCCAGGAUUGGUGACCAUAUCUGUUCCACUCAUGUGCACACUUAAUUCAUGAAAUCAUGAAAGAAUGAUUGAUUCUAAUGAAGGACUUCUUCCCAGAUCUGAGCAAUAUUCAUCACAUAAGACUUUAUCACUGAAAACAGAUGCUUUGACUUAUACUGCCUACCACAAAGGUACAUUUAUCCAAAACAGGAUCCAGAAAUAAUACCCUGAACACACAUAUAGCAUAAAAAUGAAUGAAGAUAUCUAAAGCUAGGCCAACUUUACAGUGCCAAAGCAAUGUUGUUCCAUUCGCAAAUACAGCAAGUUAAUUUAGUGGCCGAGAGUAGUCUGUUCUUUUUGCAUUUCCAGAGGGAUGAAGAACGGCAUCAGUGCCCCAUUGCCCUCUGUGAUUUUUGUCUUCGGUGACCUCCUGUGAACAUGGCUAUUGCUACAUGCAACAGCGUUUCUCAAGGCCUGCAAGGAAAGAAAAUUGCUUGAUCCCAUUACUAUCUGUCUAUGGCAGUACAGAAAUUUUCCCAGUCACUGCAAGAUUUCCAAUUUGAAUGUAUUGGUGAUGCUGAAACAGAUGAUGAAAUUAGUAUUGCUCAGUCACUAAAGGAAUUUGCAAGACUACUCAUUGCAGUAGAAGAAGAAAGGAGGAGACUGAUUCAAAAUGCUAAUGAUGUAUUAAUUGCUCCACUUGAGAAAUUUCGCAAAGAACAGAUAGGUGCAGCAAAAGAUGGAAAGAAGAAGUUUGAUAAGGAAAGUGAAAAGUACUAUUCUAUUCUUGAGAAACAUUUAAAUUUGUCUGCAAAGAAAAAGGAAUCUCAUUUGCAAGAGGCAGAUACACUGAUUGACCGAGAGCAUCAAAAUUUUUAUGAAGCAUCACUAGAAUAUGUCUUUAAAAUUCAAGAGGUUCAAGAAAAAAAGAAGUUUGAAUUUGUUGAACCGCUUUUGUCAUUCUUGCAGGGUUUAUUUACUUUUUACCACGAGGGAUACGAACUCGCCCAAGAAUUUGCACCAUAUAAGCAACAGCUUCAGUUCAACUUGCAGAACACAAGGAAUAAUUUUGAAAGUACUCGACAAGAAGUAGAGCGGUUGAUGCAAAGAAUGAAAUCUGCCAACCAAGAUUACAGACCACCCAGCCAGUGGACAAUGGAAGGCUAUCUUUAUGUCCAGGAGAAACGGCCGCUUGGUUUUACAUGGAUUAAACAUUAUUGUACAUAUGAUAAGGGAAGUAAAACAUUUACAAUGAGUGUUUCAGAAAUGAAAUCCAGUGGGAAAAUGAAUGGCCUUGUUACUGGUUCACCAGAAAUGUUUAAAUUGAAAUCUUGUAUCCGACGGAAGACAGAUUCAAUUGACAAACGAUUCUGCUUUGACAUAGAAGUAGUUGAAAGGCAUGGAAUCAUCACAUUACAGGCAUUCUCAGAAGCUAAUCGGAAACUCUGGCUCGAAGCCAUGGAUGGGAAAGAACCAAUUUACACCCUGCCUGCCAUUAUUAGCAAGAAAGAAGAAAUGUAUUUAAAUGAAGCAGGGUUCAAUUUUGUGAGAAAAUGCAUUCAAGCUGUGGAAACAAGAGGCAUCACUAUUUUAGGCCUCUACCGAAUAGGAGGAGUGAACUCCAAAGUUCAGAAACUCAUGAACACAACAUUUUCUCCAAAAUCCCCUCCUGAUAUUGACAUUGAUAUUGAAUUGUGGGAUAAUAAGACAAUAACAAGUGGGCUGAAAAACUACCUCAGGUGCCUUGCAGAACCACUGAUGACUUACAAGUUACACAAAGAUUUUAUUGUUGCAGUUAAAUCUGAUGACCAAAACUACCGGGUGGAGGCUGUACAUGCAUUGGUGCACAAAUUGCCAGAAAAAAACAGAGAGAUGCUGGACAUCUUAAUAAAGCACCUUGUCAAAGUAUCACUACACAGCCAACAAAAUCUCAUGACUGUCUCAAACCUUGGUGUCAUAUUUGGCCCAACUCUAAUGCGAGCACAAGAAGAAACUGUGGCUGCCAUGAUGAAUAUUAAAUUUCAGAAUAUUGUGGUUGAAAUUCUGAUAGAGCACUAUGAAAAGAUUUUCCAUACUGCCCCAGACCCAAGCAUUCCUCUUCCUCAGCCUCAGUCUCGAUCUGGAUCCCGAAGGACAAGAGCAAUCUGCCUUUCCACAGGUUCCAGGAAGCCCAGAGGAAGGUAUACACCGUGCUUGGCAGAACCUGACAGUGACUCUUACAGCAGCAGCCCAGACAGUACGCCUAUGGGAAGCAUCGAGUCCCUCUCCUCUCAUUCCUCUGAACAAAACAGCACAACCAAGUCUGCUUCCUGCCAGGCCAGGGAGAAAUCUGGAGGAAUUCCUUGGAUUGUAUCCCCAUCACCCUCCAAUGGACAGAAAAGUCUUGGACUCUGGACAACUAGUCCUGAAUCAAGUUCUAAAGAGGAUGCUACCAAAACAGAUGCAGAAUCAGAUUGCCAGAGUGUUGCCUCAGUCACCAGCCCCGGGGAUGGUUCCCCACCCAUAGACCUGGUCAAGAAAGGGCCUUAUGGGCUUUCAGGACUGAAAAGAACCUCCGCUUCCUCUCUCAGAUCCAUCUCUGCAGCUGAAGGAAACAAGAGCUACUGUGGAUCCAUUCAAAGCUUAACUUCUGUAGGUUCCAAAGAGAUGCCCAAAGCCCCACCAAACCCAGACCUGCCUCCAAAAAUGUGCAGGAGGUUAAGGCUAGACACUGCCUCAAGCAAUGGCUACCAGCGACCUGGCUCUGUUGUGGCAGCAAAAGCCCAACUGUUUGAAAAUGUUGGUUCACUUAAACUGGAUUCUUCUGGGCGCCAAGCCAAAGCCAUGUACUCUUGUAAAGCAGAGCACAGCCAUGAACUUUCUUUCCCACAGGGGGCAAUAUUUUCUAAUGUAUACCCAUCAGUGGAACCAGGAUGGUUGAAGGCAACUUACGAAGGCAAAACAGGACUAGUUCCAGAAAAUUAUGUUGUCUUCCUCUAAUACUGUUUAGUGGAUGGCAGUAUCUUCAUGGUAUCCAUGGUAACAAUAAUAAGUGCUAUGAUUUUAUCUGACACAGAUAUGGGAAUCAGCCCACUAAAUGAAACGUAAAUUUCUAUCAAGUUCUACACCAGCAGACCAUGUAGCUCCCUAUAAAUGAAAAAGAAAAAAAAUGCAUAAAUUGUUAGCCAUGCCAUUCUUUUAAUUUUUACUUCUUGACUGGUUUCUUAUUUUAAAAUCUUGCCCCCACCCUUGUUUUUGAUAACUAACUCUGCACAUUGUCUUUUCCAUAACAAUUGUAGAAUACUGUGUUAAGUACUAUAUCCCAGAAAUUUGGAAACUAGAAAUUUGCUGUAAGGAUUUUCAGAUAAGUCCUUUACUGUCUGGAAUUCUCUGAGGAACCUUGAAAUCAUUACUUAAAAUGUAAUUUAAAUUGUUCAUUCAUUAUUUUUUCUUACGAAUUUCUUUCUUUUCUAUGUCAUUGUUUUGCUGGUCCUAAACAUUUCAAGGAGAUAAGUUGUUGUUGUUGUUUUUAACAUUAAGUUUAUUUUUAUUUGUUUACCAAGUAGAUGAUGAUAUUCAAAAGGAAUAAUGUAAAUGAUGUCUAUAAGUGAAACCAAGUUAAGUCAUACACUGAUUUAAUAUAAACACUCCAUUCAGCAUUCCAGAUGCCUUCUAUGGGUAUAGAGUGGGGAUUAGCAAACUAUUGUCAAGACCUGAUAGUAAAUAUUUGGGGGUUUUGUAUACCCUAAAGGUCUUUACUACAGUACUCAACUGCCAUUGUAGCAGAAAGCACUCAUAGAUAAUGAAUAAGCAAAUGAAUAAGGCUUAGUGCCAAUACAACUUUAUUUAUGGACUCUACAGUUUGAAAAUUUUCGAAAUUCUCAUUCUUAAAAUCCAUUGAAAAAUAGAAAUAUUUUAGCUGUUGGGCCAUGUAAAACUAGUGGCGGGCCAGAUUUGACUCAU